GACUGCACGAGGCACCUCAUUGUCAGUAUUGUUCGUUGACAGAGAAGGUUGUCCAUUUUCGCGGGUUUUUUCUGUGUUGGAACUUGGAUGGACCAUUUGCUUUGGAUAUUUGGGCAAUUUUGAGAAUCCGUGUAAACUCAUCUGUGAAACUUCAUGACUAACCGAGCUCUUAUGUAGACAAGGACGAUCCUGGGGCCUUCUGCAAGUGGAUUCCCAGGACAUUUUUGUCGAUUAACGUUGGAGUUUUUACUCAUUUUCUGUUGCCGACAACGAACUGAGGCCACCAACUUUCACCAAAAGUACUUGACGCACGUUUUCACGUCCUCUUCAUGCACAACCCUGGUACAAAUGGUAGUGACGAUACUCCCAUAUCGACGCAAAAAAUGGCGUAAUAAAGACUUCGCCUUAAUCACAUUUGACUAACUACCAUUUCUGUAUAAUUGUCGACACAAUACCUCUGUGCCGCUCCCCCCCACCGAGGAAAUGAAAAAACCUCCAACAACAACAAGAUGGCCAGUUCUCUAUAAGCAUUUAAAACACCUGUGGUAUCUGCUUCAAACUGAAACAAGGUUCAUCAGUUGUUCAGAAUAAGUCGACCACUGAACAGCGCACAACGACAGAACAAUGUUGCAUCUCACCAAGUAUCUGACGAUUCUUUUGGUGAUAUCAGAGUUUACGCCAUCUCUGACUGCAGAACCACUUCGUAAUCAUACUGUUUGCGAUAGUACGAAAUGCGUGUUACCAGACUGUUUAUGCAUGAGCACAAGCCCUCCAAUGGGAUUGAAUCCGAAGGAAAUUCCGCAAAUAGUAUUUCUCACGUUUGACGAUGCCUUGAAUUACUGGAUGUAUCCUACGUACCAAAAAAUACUCGGAAACAGAACCAAUCCCAACGGCUGUAACAUCGGCAUGACAUUUUUCGUAUCUCACGAAUCAGGAACUGGCAACACGACAAGUCAGAAUGGAACAGACUAUCGACUGGUUAACGAAUUUUUCAACCGAGGCCACGAAAUCGCAUCCCACAGUGUCACGCAUAAAGCAGAUUUUAUAUACUGGAAAAACACCUCCGUCGACUUCUGGGAAAGGGAGGCCGGUCGUCAGAGAAAAAUCAUCAACACUUAUGCCAAUAUUCCUUUUGAUAAAAUUCAGGGAUUCCGUGCUCCUUACCUCCAGACAGGUGGAGACGCGACGUUCAUCGCCCUGAACAAUUUGGGAAUGAAUUUCGACUCAUCGUUACCAUCAAUAAAAUUUAGUGAUCCUCCCAUUUGGCCGUAUACAUUGGAUCACGGCAUCACGCAGGAUUGUGUCAUUUCCCCUUGUAUCACAGGGAAAUUCCCUGGUUUAUGGGAAAUCCCGUUGCUUGUUUUCCAAAACGGCAAUAACGGUUCCAUUUGCAGCAUGCCCGAUUUUUUCUGCUUCCCACCGGACUCUAAUCUGACCACUGCACAAAUUUUUGACUACUUUAUGUUUAACUUCCAGCGCUUUAACAAGACUCGCGCACCUUUUGGCAUCUUUCAACAUGUUUAUUGGUUCCUUGACAGCCAGGCUGCUCUUGAGGGAUUUCUUAAAUUUCUAGACCAUUUGGCGACCCUUGACUAUGUAUACAUAGUCCCAGUCAGCAAGGGCAUAGAGUGGAUGAAAAAUCCUCAGACACUGGCGCAGAUGAAGGAAAAUUAUAUCUUUAGUUGUGAUCCUUCUUCCGUCGAUCCGGCACCAUGCUCAGCACCACAAGUUUGCCAUUACGUCGACAAGUCCAUUUCAGGAGGUAAACGAACCAUGGGCUCUUGCGUUCCUUGUCCAUUAAAAUAUCCUAUGCUGGACACUUCCGACGAGCCCAUCCCUCAAACUGAGACGACUCCGAUUGAAAAUUCGCCUUAUUUCGAUUGCAAGGAUAAACAGGACGGCAGCUACCAGAAUCCAGCCUCUAACUGUUCCAGAACCUUCUUCAUGUGCUCCAACGGAAAUGCUUCUCUUUUCACUUGUGCUCAUCCGGAAACCAUCUACCGACAAGAUAUCAAGGCUUGCGAUUGGGCGUAUAAAUUCUCCGGUUGUAAAUGAUUUUGAAAUUUUUAUUUUGUGUUUGAAUUAGUUUUUUGCACGGAGGAAUUUACAACAUCGUUGGUACUACAUUGUUUAAAGUUAUAAACAUAAUAAUGUAUUUAUUGUGCUGCA
Daphnia pulex (common water flea) is the source of this 2169-nucleotide messenger RNA. RefSeq names its product chitin deacetylase 7-like. Bases 625 to 2055 code for a protein of 476 amino acids. Lineage: Eukaryota; Metazoa; Arthropoda; Branchiopoda; Diplostraca; Daphniidae. Gene Ontology annotation, biological process: carbohydrate metabolic process. The transcript is spliced from 14 exons. Gene Ontology annotation, molecular function: chitin binding; hydrolase activity, acting on carbon-nitrogen (but not peptide) bonds. Gene Ontology annotation, cellular component: extracellular region. The record is from RefSeq and is a predicted model, not a curated record.